Molecule: messenger RNA, 1640 nt
Organism: Phoenix dactylifera (date palm)
Lineage: Eukaryota; Viridiplantae; Streptophyta; Magnoliopsida; Arecales; Arecaceae
Product: homeobox-leucine zipper protein HOX19-like
Biological process (GO): regulation of DNA-templated transcription
Molecular function (GO): DNA-binding transcription factor activity, RNA polymerase II-specific; sequence-specific DNA binding
Source: RefSeq, a predicted model, not a curated record
UGGGUGGGUGGGUUGUGGGUAGAGGAGGCAAAAUCACACCCUUGAUGUGUUUUAUAGUGCCUUUGCACCCUUCUACAUAACCCCAUGUGAAUCCACGUAGUCAUCUCCCCUCACCUUCCCAUCCUAUGAGCAAAGUCUUGGACGCACCUUUUUCUUUUAGUAUUUAGGAGAGUUAGGUUCCCUUGUCAGCCUUUGUAGUGUAUGCGAGACAUGCAUAUAUAUCCUUGUAUCCCAUAUUCUCAUAAUAAUCCCCUCACAUCACCCAAUUCAUUUCCCUCACUCAUUCCUUCCUUUACUAACAAUCAUAGGCAUCACCCCUCUCCCACCCCUAGAAGCAAAUAUAUAGGCGAGAGCCUGUCGAGGAGCUAGAAAUCUAAGCUAGCGUGGAGAUGAGCCAAGACGAGAUGUGUGACACUGGCCUCGCCCUUGGGUUGGGCAUCGGAGGGAGGAGCAGCUCAUCAAGCAAUCUCCAUCGCCGACGAGAGCCGUACUCGACCUUCUCAAUUUCGACGCCUUACAAGCCGUCCCUCACCUUGGGCCUCUCCAAUGAUGUGUAUGGGGCGACUGCCAUGCCGAAGGCUGAGUCUCACAAGACAAACGAGGAGUCUAGACCGGCACGGCCAUCUUCACCUCACAGCACGCUCUCCACUGCCUACCCUCCAAGCGUCAAGAGGGAGAAGGAUGCAGGAUCCGAGGAGGCAGAGGUGGUGAGAGUCUUCUCACGGGCCAGCGAUGAGGAGGAGGACGCUAGUGCUAGAAAGAAACUUAGGCUUACGAGAGAGCAGUCUGCCCUCUUAGAGGAAAGGUUCACGGAGCAUAGUACCCUAAAUCCAAAACAAAAGCAAGCUUUAGCCAAGCAAUUGAAUCUCCGGCCACGACAAGUGGAAGUAUGGUUUCAGAAUAGGAGAGCAAGGACUAAGCUGAAGCAGACUGAAGUCGAUUGUGAAAUUCUUAAACGGCGCUACAAGACGCUGACAGACGAGAACAGGAGGCUGCAGAAGGAGCUGCAGGAGUUGAAGGCCCUCAAAUUUGCCUCCCCGCUCUACAUGCAGUUUCCUGCAGCCACCCUCACGAUGUGCCCUUCAUGCGAGAGGGUUAGCGGGGCCUCCAAUGGCUCCAAAGGGAGCGGUACCGGACCUUUCAUGGCGGCCCAACCAACACCUCAUUUCUUCGAUCCUUUCACCCAUUCAGCACCAUGCUAGAAAAGAGUUUCCAGACCCCACACCAUAAACCCACCCUCUCUUUUUCAGAUUUUUUGGCUUAGGGCUUGGGAACUAUCCCUAAUAGUCACCACAUAAUAUCUAAGUUCACUCGCUUUUUCACCUAGUUUUUUCUCCUCUUUUUUUUGGAUCCAGGAAAUAGAUCAUAGUGUAGAAGGAAAAGAAGGAUCCCAUGAUUUCCUGAUCUUCCAGCACUUCUCUAAUUAUUGACCCAUCUCCUAGGUUGUCGCAUAUAUGUUCUUUUCGCUGAUCAAGUAUGUUAACUAAUCAUUGUACAGAAGAAAGGAAAUCCCAUUGGCUAGCUCUUAGUGAUACAAAAAGAAAUCUAUGCUUUUCCUUCGAUCACUCUCUCCCCUUCUCAAUUUACAUGAACUAUGCAUUCUUUUUUUAACCAUUUCAUGGCAAGAAUAUUGGCACUGA